This is a messenger RNA of Rhodotorula toruloides NP11, 768 nucleotides long. Its product is annotated as Ras-related protein Rab-4B. Gene Ontology annotation, molecular function: GTP binding; GTPase activity. The transcript has 9 exons. Gene Ontology annotation, biological process: regulation of endocytosis. The coding region runs from base 1 to 768 and encodes 255 amino acids. Gene Ontology annotation, cellular component: endosome. Lineage: Eukaryota; Fungi; Basidiomycota; Microbotryomycetes; Sporidiobolales; Sporidiobolaceae. The record is from RefSeq and is a predicted model, not a curated record.
AUGCCAGCGAUGGCGGACGGCGACUCUAGUUCUCUCCCAGCUACCGAACUACCGGAACUUUACGACUACCUCCUGAAGCUCAUCUUGAUCGGCGACUCGGGCGUCGGCAAGUCAUGCCUGUUGUAUCACUUCCUCAAUGACCGGAUUCGGGAUCCGUCUCCUCAUACCAUCGGCGUCGAAUUCGCCUCGACCCUGAUGCGCCUCCCCUCCUCCAUCCCCUCCUCCUCCAGCAUCUCCACCUCCGCCUCCCCCUCCUCUCGCCCAGCCGCCUCCAAGACGCUCAAAGUCCAAUGCUGGGACUCGGCGGGCCAAGAAAGGUUCAGGAGCGUGACGAGGAAUUAUUACAGGGGUGCUUGUGGAGCGGUGGUGGUGUUCGAUAUCACUUCUCGACGAUCGUUCGAAUCCCUUACGAGCUGGUUAUCCGACGCCCGCGCACUCGCGUCCCCCGACUUGGAGGUGGUUGUGGUCGGAAACAAGCUGGAUCAGGAGGACGACAGGCAGGUGCCGUAUCUUGAGGCGAGUCGGUGGGCGCAGGAGCAUGGCGCGCUGUACGUCGAGACAUCGAGCAAGACGGGCGAGAACGUCGAGCAGCCCUUCAUCCUCCUCGCGCGCGCGAUCCUCCUCGCCGUCGAAUCUGGCAAACUCGACCCGGACAAGACCGGUUCAGGCGUGUCGUACGGCGAGCGUGCGCUGCGGAGAGUGAGCAGCUGGAAUGGGAGUUUGACCGGGGGAGGGAAGGGCGGGUUGUUGGGCGGGAAGUGCUGUUGA